Molecule: messenger RNA, 2274 nt
Organism: Peromyscus californicus insignis
Lineage: Eukaryota; Metazoa; Chordata; Mammalia; Rodentia; Cricetidae
Gene: Camp
Product: cathelicidin antimicrobial peptide
Exons: 4
Coding region: 1686-2213 (175 amino acids)
Biological process (GO): defense response to Gram-negative bacterium; defense response to Gram-positive bacterium; antimicrobial humoral immune response mediated by antimicrobial peptide
Cellular component (GO): extracellular region
Molecular function (GO): lipopolysaccharide binding
Source: RefSeq, a predicted model, not a curated record
GAAGGAAUAAUUAGGUUCUUUCUGCUUCGAGAUCAGGACUCAUGCAGUGGGUACUCAGCAAUCAGAUGAGAGGGUCCAUGGGAAUCGUCUUUCUUUUGGCUUAAAAAAAUAAUAAUGUUGAAUUGGAAAGAUGUUUCAGUGGUUAAGAGCACUUGAUGUUCUUCUGAAUAGUGUUCCCUGUAACAACAUAGAGGAGCUCAUGAUUGCCUGUAACUCCAGCUCCAAGGGAUCCAUUGCCUUCUGGCUUCUUCAGGCACCCACGUUGAUGUGGCAUACAUUCACACAGACACGUAUUUCUUUUAAAUGUCAAUAUUUAUUUAUUUAUUUAUUUAUUUAUUUAUGAGGCAGGCCUUCAUGCAUCUCAAAUUGGCCUCAGACUUAUUGUAGCAAAGGAUGACCUUGAACUUCUGACCCUCCAUUUUCUAAGUGCUGUGAUUACCGGCUUGCACCAGUGUGAACAGGUUAAGUGGUGCUGUGGUGCCGGGGUUUUGUAUGCUAUAGGUGAGACUAUGACUACUCGCCAGUCCCCAUUUCUUUUUCUUUUUUGGGGUUUUUGAGAUAGGAUCUCACUUAAUAACCCCAGUUUGCUUUGAGCUCAUAGUAGUCUUCCUGCUUCAGCUUCUGAGGUGUUAAAAUAAUAGGCAUGAGCCUCCAUACCUGGCACUUAUAGGAAUCAUGAGCUCGGAGAUACAGACCAUGUAAUGCCUAGUCAUUGUAACCUACGUUCUGAGGGGUGCUAUUGCAAGGAAGGCCUGAAUCCUGGGGACAGAACCGGCCCUGGAUGUAACCCUCAAGCCCUCAAUGUUAGGGAAACAGCCCUUGGAGGAUAGGAGAGGGACUGUUCCAGGGGACAGAGGGAAACCUAAGCCUUCAUGCACUGAAAAAGUUUCAGGGUGGUCACCAAACCCAGAAAAGGCUUAAGCGUGAGAGAAAGUGGAAAUGCCGACUCGGUCAGUGUAGAUGGCCUUUUGUGGGCUUGGGCUAGGGCCACAUCUGCGGGAGGAUAGGGACAUUUUUAUCUUGAGAAAGGCAGCUGAGAAGGAUCCAGGAGAGGGUGUCGUUCCUGCUGCUGCUGAACCUAGUGAUGUGUCUAGGAACCCAUGGUCCACGCCGUGGAUGGCUUCACCUGGCAGGGCCUGGUUGCCAGCCUCACCGCCUCUUGGCCCUGUGCUUCCAAACCCUUCAACUGUCAAAGAAGAUAAUGUUGUGGUCUUGAAUGGCAGGGGAAACUUCUUCCUUGGGAGGCUGGGUCUCUGGGUGGGGCGACCAUGGUCACGUAUCAUCAAAGGCCAAAUGUCCACUGAGUCAGUGCCUAGAGCUGGAGACUAGCAACGGGCACUCAAUCCAGACUCAUUCCCAAGGAGUAGACACACUUAGGAUCCUCACUGGCUCUUCCUUUCUUGAGAUUUUUACCCCAUUGAGCCAUACUGCAUAGGCCAGUCCCCCUGGGGCCUGGGAGAAGCCAAGGCUAUCUCAGGGAGAUGGGGAAAUGGUUUCUUCAUUUGGUAUGCCAGGCCUGCUUCACUCACUGCCCAUAGCCUCAUGAGGCAACAAGACUCUGAAGCAAGCCCCAGCCCACACCCUGGCAGGCAGCCAGUGCAGGAAGGGGCAGGAGGCUUCUGCAUCAGGUUGAGGCUGAGCAUAAAGGAGGCUCAAGUGGCCUGGAGGAGGCAGUCUUGGGGACCAUGCACACCCAGAGGGACAACCCUUCCCUGCGAUGGUCACUAUCACUGCUUCUGCUGCUGGGCCUGGCGCUGCCUUUAGCCAUCUCCCAGACCCGCAGCUACAGGGAGGCUGUGCUCCGUGCUGUGGAUGAGUUCAAUCGGCAGUCCUCGGACACCAAUCUCUACCGCCUCCUGGACCUGGAGUCUCAGCCCGCAGGGGAUGAGGACCCAGAUACCCCAAAGUAUGUGAGGUUCAGAGUGAAGGAGACCGUGUGUGACAAGGCAUUGCAGCAGCUACCUGAGCAAUGUAACUUCAAGGAACAUGGGCUGGUGAAGCAGUGUGUGGGGACAGUCACCCUGAGCCAGGACACAGAUUCUUUUGACAUCAACUGUAAAGAGCCUGGGACACAGCCCCAGAAGUUUAAGAAAAUUGCCAAGAUCGCUGGACUCCUCCGAAAAGGUGGGCAGAAGAUUGGUGAAAAGAUUAAGAAAAUUGGCCAGAAAAUUGCAGAUUUGUUUGGGAAAACUGCACCUGAGGCGGAAAAGUAGGCCUGCCUUGGCCUGUUUCUGGAUUCCAAAAAUAAUAAAUUUGGUGAAGGAAACUUCUCAA